Molecule: messenger RNA, 2098 nt
Organism: Nymphaea colorata (pocket water lily)
Lineage: Eukaryota; Viridiplantae; Streptophyta; Magnoliopsida; Nymphaeales; Nymphaeaceae
Product: alpha-1,3-mannosyl-glycoprotein 2-beta-N-acetylglucosaminyltransferase
Exons: 19
Coding region: 314-1648 (444 amino acids)
Cellular component (GO): Golgi apparatus
Molecular function (GO): alpha-1,3-mannosylglycoprotein 2-beta-N-acetylglucosaminyltransferase activity
Source: RefSeq, a predicted model, not a curated record
AGACGGGAAGAGAAACGACUUGACUUUUCCCGACGACCGAUUCCCCUGCGUUGAUGGCUAAGCGUGAAGCAGAAGGCAGCAGAAGGCAGCACCUUCGGGAGUCCUCCAUCUCGAGCCUCGACGAUUCGUCCAUACAUCCACCGACUCCAGGCGGACUGAUUAUUUCUCGGGAGUAGAGAGAACGAGCUCCGACGAAAGCGGAGAUUUCUCUGGGUCCUUCUCAAGAAUUGAACGCGGGUACCAAUCGGAGGGUGGUAGAGUUGAAAAGAAGAGAGGAGGAGGGCACGCUAGAUCUCGAUCCUCGCUUGGAGCGAUGGCGAGGAAUUUCUGCGACGCGAGGAUCCUUCUUCUCGCCGCAGCGGCCGCCUUCAUUUUCAUCCAGAUGCGUCUUUUUGCAACACAGUCGAAGUAUGCAGACCGUCUCGCAGCAGCUGUGGAAUCUGAGAAUGGGUGUACAAGUCAAAUGCGGUCAUUGAUCGAUCAAAUAAGCAUGCAGCAGGGAAAGAUAGUUGCUCUAGAAGAAGAAAAAAGGCGCCAAGAUGAGGAGUUUGGGCAAUUGAAGGCUCUUAUCCACGAACUUGAAAGAAAAGGCAUGAACCAGCUGUUUAAUACAAUAAAGGAGCCAGUGGCUGCUGUUGUGAUAAUGGCUUGUAAUCGUCCUGAUUAUUUAGAAAGGACAGUUCAAUCCAUACUGAAGUAUCACAAUCCUGUUGCUUCAAAGUUUCCACUUUUUAUAUCUCAGGAUGGAACGAAUCCAGAUGUCAAAAGUAAAAGUCUAAGUUAUGGUGAAAUACAAUAUAUGCAGCAUCUGCAACUUGAACCAGUGAAAACAGAAAGGCCUGGUGAAAUUAUUGCAUAUUAUAAAAUCGCAAAUCACUACAAGUGGGCCUUGGAUCAACUAUUUGGGAAGUAUAAUUUCUCACAUGUAAUUAUAUUAGAAGAUGACAUGGAGAUUGCCCCAGAUUUCUUUGAUUAUUUUGAGGCAGCAGCGAAGCUCCUGGAGAAGGAUAAAACAAUUAUGGCUGUUUCUUCUUGGAAUGACAAUGGACAGAGGCAGUUUGUAAAAGAUCCUGAAGCUCUUUACCGCUCAGAUUUUUUUCCUGGACUUGGAUGGAUGCUGUCAAAGUCUAUAUGGGAUGAAUUGUCCCCAAAAUGGCCAAGAGCUUACUGGGAUGAUUGGCUGAGAUUGAAAGAGAACCACAAGAACCGGCAGUUUGUCCGCCCGGAAGUUUGCAGAACAUACAAUUUUGGGGAACAUGGUUCAAGCAUGGGACAGUUCUUCAGGCAGUACCUGGAACCAAUCAAGUUGAAUGAUGUUCAUGUGGACUGGAAGUCUAUGGAUUUAAGUUAUCUAUUGGAGGGAAAUUUUCUGAAGCAUUUCAGUUCGCUUGUAUCAAAUGCUACCCUUGUUCAAGGAACUAAUGUUGUGUUGAAGGCUUACAACAUUGAUGGUGAUGUCCGGAUACAAUAUAAGGAUCAGGGGGAAUUUGAGCAAAUUGCACGCCAAUUUGGAAUUUUUGAAGAAUGGAAGGAUGGAAUACCCAGAACUGCAUAUAAAGGAGUAGUUGUGUUUAGAUGGCAGACUGCAAGACGGAUAUUUCUUGUGGGCCCAGAUUCCCCUCAGCAGCUUGGGAUCAAAAGCUUGUAAUUAGAAAAACUGGUUGUCUGCACCACAACGGAACUGCAUCACAUAUGAAACCAAGAUGUUUCUUACGCAGGUUCCUGCUGACAGAUGAUUUCCCGUGGGACUGUAGUUUUCAUGGCUCGACGAGAAAUGGGUGAUUUUUUCUGGUAUGAUCAUGUAAAGCUUGUUGCCACAUGUAUUUGCUUAUGUGAUUCACAAUUCCUUGAGACUACGAGGUGCUUGGUCAGUCUCAAGGUUUUCAACGUGAUACAUGUCCUGCCAGUUUAGGAAAUUUUGGUUCCCUUGACAGGGAUUCAUGUAUGAACGAGGGAUCACCAUUUUCCGGAAAUUUUGUUUCUUUGUUCAUUUCUAUGACAGGGAAUCAUGUCUGAACGGGGGAUCCAAUAUCACUCAACAUGUUGGACUUCUUCUUGUGCAAAUAAGAACUAAUUCCCCCUGCUUUCCUUUUCCCCA